Messenger RNA from Coregonus clupeaformis (lake whitefish), 372 nucleotides. Its product is annotated as Y+L amino acid transporter 2-like. Gene Ontology annotation, molecular function: L-amino acid transmembrane transporter activity. The transcript has 2 exons. The coding region runs from base 36 to 350 and encodes 104 amino acids. Gene Ontology annotation, biological process: amino acid transmembrane transport. The record is from RefSeq and is a predicted model, not a curated record. NCBI's taxonomy places the organism in Eukaryota, Metazoa, Chordata, Actinopteri, Salmoniformes, Salmonidae.
ACUGAUCCCUGGGUUGUGUGUUCUUGCAGGGGUUGAUGGGCUUGAUCUUCCUGUGUGUGGAGGACGUGUUCCAGCUCAUCAACUACUUCAGCUUCAGCUACUGGCUCUACGUGGGCCUGUCUGUGGCCGGCCUCAUCUAUCUGCGCUUCACUCAGCCAGACAGACACAGACCCGUUAAGCUCUCCCUGUUCUUUCCCUUCGUUUACUGCCUGUGCAGUCUGUUCCUGGUCAUCGUCCCUCUAUACGGAGACGCCCUGUCUGGAGUGCCUGUCUACUACGUGGCCAUAUACCUGCCUGAAGACAGGAGGCCCAAGUUUAUAGGCAGACUAAAUGGUAAGGAUCAGAGCUAGAGACACACAGACACAGGGCUGG